Saccoglossus kowalevskii is the source of this 436-nucleotide messenger RNA. RefSeq names its product leucine-rich repeat-containing protein 57-like. Lineage: Eukaryota; Metazoa; Hemichordata; Enteropneusta; Harrimaniidae. The record is from RefSeq and is a predicted model, not a curated record.
AUGGCUGCUAGCACACGAUGGUGGGAUUUUGAAAACAAGAGUUACUCUGCUAUAGGCUGGGGAAUUAAGGAAAUUCCUAAAGAAUUGUUGUGUCCACCAAUAUGUCACGAUGUUAGAAGGAUAAAGCUGCCGGGAAAUGAAAUAAAAGAUUUACCUUCAAAUAUCGGGACUUUAUGGACAGAAUUGAGAGAACUGUUGUUAGAUGUCAACAAACUGAGAUAUAUUCCGGAGUCAGUCUGUGAUCUAAAAAAGUUAGAAUCGCUGCACGUGAAUGGCAACAAAUUAAAAAGUCUGACUCCAUCUUUGGCCAAACUUACAAAUUUGAAGUCGUUUAAUUGUGACCAAAUUGAAGGAGUGUUACCAGAACGUGUGAAGAUUGUGAACAACCCAACGGAAAUCAGGCAACUAUGGGAUAAAUUGUUUCCACAGAAAACAG